This is a messenger RNA of Drosophila takahashii, 2928 nucleotides long. Lineage: Eukaryota; Metazoa; Arthropoda; Insecta; Diptera; Drosophilidae. The record is from RefSeq and is a predicted model, not a curated record.
AUGAUCUUUAAGUGCUCCCUUGCAGACGGCCACUGCGAUUCGUAUGACAUAGAUCCAAGCCCCAAUGUAUAUCAAAAAGCAGGGGAAAACAUUUUAAAGGCUGAGGGCAGGGACUAUCAGUGGCUGGGAGGAUCGAUGGACGGCGGGACCAGGGAUGAGGAUAAUCUCGUUGUGUGUGCUCCGCGAUUUUACAAAUCAGAGAAAAAACAGAUCUCCAUGAUUGGAACCUGCUACACGGUGAAGGACACAACUAAACCGCGGACCGGCAUUCGUAUCAAUCCAUUCACCCGUAAAUAUAGGCAGACCCAUGAAAUGGAAAACAAUAGAACAGAACCCUUCUAUCAAAUGGGUGAACUAGGACUGAGUGCUCAUGUGACGAAGAACUCCACGAUUCUGAUGGGAGCACCCGGAAUCGAUGUAUUUAAGGGGACGGUGUUUUUAAUGCAGAAAAAUCAAAACGGAGGAGCGAGACCAUCGUCACUAAGGCUUAAGAGAGAAGUAUCCGAGCCAAAUAAAUGGGGCCAGGAGGAGGGCUCAUACUUUGGCUAUGCCGUUAGCUCUGGCUACUUUGACAGUUCGAAGCCGGACAACCUCCUCUACGUGGGCACCGCUCCUCAUGCCAAUAAAAAUUUAGGAGAGGCCUACAUCUUUGAAUAUCGAGAUCUAGGAAAGAACAUCCAAAAGCUCUACGUCUUCAAUGGCACGCAGUUUGGCGAAUACUUCGGCUACUCCGUUUUGGCGGAGGAUCUCAAUGGAGACGGAAUGACGGACGUCAUCAUAUCAGCACCCCAGUAUGUUCCGGAUAUGCUUUCCCACGACAACGGUGCCAUCUAUGUGUUUAUCAACCGAGGCUCUUUUGUGUUUGACCGGGCGGUUAUUUCUUCGCCAGCGGGCAGUAAGGGCCGAUUUGGAACUACCCUAUCGCCAAUAGGCGAUAUCAACCGAGAUGGAUACAAUGAUGUGGCCGUGGGAGCUCCCUUUGCCGGAAACGGUGCGGUGUUUAUUUACCUGGGUAGCGAACACGGAUUAAGGAAAGAGCCUAGUCAGCGAUUGAAUGCUCCUCUCCAUCAUACUUCCAAGUUAGGAUCACAUUUAGAAAUGUUUGGUCAUGGCUUAUCCCGCGGAUCGGAUAUAGACAAAAACGGGUUCAACGACUUUGCCAUCGGAGCUCCCAAUGAGGAGGUUACUUAUCUGUACAAGGCAUAUCCUGUUGUAAAGGUAAUAGCAACAGUAGAACCUACAAGACAUCGGAUUGAACCGGAGCAAGACAAGCUGAAUAUAACCGCCUGCUACAAGCUGACUACCUCAUCCACGAUAAAGGAGGUACAGGAGCAGGAGUUAGACAUCCGGAUUGAGCUCGACGCGGGAAAGGGUAGUUUCAACAAGAGUAUUUGGAUCCACUUCUCGGAUACUGCGGGUCUCGAAGAAAAGUGCACGAAACACGAAAUUGAAAUGACACCAGAAGCUAAGUUCGACAACAUUACGAUGAAGAUGCACUACGAGCUAAAGAAAAAGAUUCCGGAAAAUCCAGAAGAAAUUGAUGAACCCAUAACAGAGUUCUGCGAAGACUGUGCGGUUCUUGAUCCGGCAGAACCAAAGUUUUCCACAGGGAAUAUCACCUUUAGCACUGGCUGUUUCAAUGAUACUUGCGUGGCUGAUCUGAAGCUAAGGAUCUCAUAUGCAAGCUCCGAAUUUAUUUUGGGUUCUUCCGACACCCUACGUUUGAGGUACGACAUCAUCAACGAUGGGGAGGACGCUUUCCAGCCGCUAUUCAAGGUGUUCAGCACUCCCAGCCUGGAUUUCGCUCAGAUUCCGGGUAACUGCGAGGUUGCCAAAGGCGUCAUGUUGUGCGACCUGAACAAUGGAUUUCGGCUGGGCAAAUCCCUAUCCACCUACGUCGAUGUAUUUUUCGAUGUUAGCCAGUUGGGAGGACAGUCACUGGCCAUCGACGCAACAGUUUCCAGUGCCCUAAGCGAGUUGAAUCCCAAGGAUAACAAUAUAAUCACAGUGAUCAGCCUCAAGGAGAAUUCUGAAAUCGAUGUCAUUGGAGUUCAGAAGAAUGAUCAAAUUGUUCUUAAAGAGGAUCCUUACACCGCGGAACUCAUGAACCAAUACGAGAUCAUGAGCCACGGUCCAAGUACAAUAGAAAAGUUAAAUGUGUCACUUUAUAUUCCCGUGGCUUAUAAGACGACUGAUUCUAAAACUAUUCCCAUCAUGAAUAUAUCCAGCAUUCAAAUACAGGCCAGCUACACGCCUGAUUCUAAGCCACUCAGGAUCGAUCUUUUUAAUCAGUUUAAUGAACUGGUCAAGGUCUUCACGGAAUCCUAUAGGCAAACCUCCUUAUCGACGACUAGAAAGCGUAGGAAUGCCGAAGCUCUGAAUGGCCUCAACGAAAAUUCCACAAUAUUAAGUGUCCAGACUGAAGAACUGUUGGAAGAAGACCUUCCGAAGGACAACACCAUUGUGUUUAAUUGCCAGGAUAUCGAAAAUACGGCAUGCGUUCGGAUCGAAAUGAGGGUAGAUCUAAAGCCCGAUAAACCAAUUAAUCUAAACAUAAGCUUCAAUGUGGAUCUGAGGGACAUGGAGGGUUCCUGGAACUACUUUGUCUUCAAGACCGACAUGAAUCUGCUUAAGAUGGGUGAUUCCACCUUGACUUCUCUGUUUGUACAUAAAAAAAUCAAAUCGAAUAUUAUAUUUAGAAAUGGAAUGGACAUCUGGCAAAUAAUUUUGUCAGUGUUGGAAGGCUUUCAUCGAGAGACUAAACUGCACGUCUGGCAAUUAAUGUUGUCCAUAUUGGUGGGUUUGCUUCUGCUUUCUGCAAUAACAUUUAUACUUUACAAGUUUGGAUUCUUCAAACGACCCAUAAGGGAAAAAUUGAACAGGAUGAUUGAACAGAUAUCCUCCGAGAUUGAGAUGCAAAACCUUUAA